Penicillium angulare is the source of this 924-nucleotide messenger RNA. RefSeq names its product putative short chain dehydrogenase/reductase. Gene Ontology annotation, molecular function: oxidoreductase activity. The record is from RefSeq and is a predicted model, not a curated record. The coding region runs from base 1 to 924 and encodes 307 amino acids. NCBI's taxonomy places the organism in Eukaryota, Fungi, Ascomycota, Eurotiomycetes, Eurotiales, Aspergillaceae. The transcript is spliced from 5 exons.
AUGCCUCAAUACAUUUCUAACAUCCCGGUGGACUGCGAUGUGGAUUUUGAUACAGCAAAUAUCAGAGGGAAAACAGCAAUUGUCACAGGAGGGGCCAACGGUCUUGGAGAAGCAUAUGUGCGAUCCCUGAUCGCUGCAGGGGCAACUGUUUGUAUCGGUGAUCUCGAUACAAUAAAAGGUAGAAAGCUUGAAGCAGAGCUUACAGGUGUAAAGUUUAUCGAAUGCAAUACUGCCGACUGGGAUAAUCAGGUGCGACUGUUUCAAGAAGCUGCUUCAUUCUCCCCAACAGAGAAAAUAUCAUACGUGAUAGCCAACGCCGGUAUCCAUCGCCCAGAUGAAGUCUUUCUAUAUGAUGGGGAUGAUGCAGUGCCCAAGAAGCCCGACUUGACAACUAUCGAUGUCAACCUGAUAGGUGUUCUCUAUACAGCUAAAUUGGUGUCCCACUAUUUCAUCAAACAGAACGGAGACAAAGUAUCUGAAACACAGGAAGACACAUGUCUUGUCUUAAUUGGAUCAGGCGCAGCAUUCUUGGAUUGCCCUCGCGCCCCUCAGUAUUGCGCGAGUAAAUGGGCUAUGCGAGGAAUUUUACAUUCGUUGCGUAGAACCGCCUUUUAUUACGGCAGUCGCUUGAACAUUAUAUUGCCAUGGUACGUCAAGACUAACAUCCUAUCCGACGAAGCUUUUGCACAUGUUUCAAGUGUCGGUGUACAAUUUGCAGAAGCGAAGGAUGCAGGUGAAUGUCUACUACGAAUUCUCAGUGACAUGGACAUCAACGGACGUUCUUUUUUCAUUGCGCCGCGGAGAUGGGCAGCACGAGGUUUUAUUGAUUUGGGUAUUGAGGAUUAUCCGGAAGAUUCUCUGCUCCAGGAGAUCCAAGAAGACCAAGUGAGAUCUGCACCGAUUGAUUUGGGAUUAUUCAUCUAG